UCUAAUUUUUGGUCUCUGCCAUACAAUACCUAAAAUUAUUAUGCAGAGAGUGAGAUUCCUGUUUGGGGAGGUGAGAGCUCUAAACUUGCAAUCGUAAGACUUUCCACCCAAUGUCGAUGUUAUGGCAAUCCAAACCCCUCGGCAGGCACACCAAUCUGCGGCGGCGCUGCCACUGGGAGUCGGAGAAGGAGGCGGCAUGGGUUGUGAGGCGAGUGGUGUCAAUUCUGGGACAUCCACGGAAGGACUGGGACGAGGAAAAGCUUGACAGGGUUGUCUUGAAACCCUCAGUCCUCUCCUCUGAGCACUUCCUCCAAAUCACUCUCCAGCUAUCUUCCAUUCCCAAAUCCCUCAAUUUCCUCAAAUACCUCACAGCAAAGGCCCCACACCACCAUUCCCUCUCUUCCGUCUUCCAGGCCUCUCUCCAGCUCGCUUCUCGACACCCCAAUUCCCAAACCCACCUUCUCCGCCUCCACCGCUUCCGAAAUUCCACCCUCCCCACUCUCCCCCUCACUCCCAAAUCAGCUUCCCUUCUCUUCCAUUGCCUACAAAACGCGCAAAUGCUGGACGAUUCACUUCUUCUCUUCAACCAGCUUCACCCUUCUGCCAAAAGUUCUCAACUUUGCAACGGGUUUUUGAGGGUGCUGCUGAUUUCCGGUCGCUCCGGGGAUGCACUCCACGUGCUCGACGAAAUGCCCGAACCGAAUUCCGGGUUCCCCGCCACUGGGGAAGUUGUUUUCGGAGAGUUGGUGAGAAGGGGGACAAGUUUUCCUGAUGGUGACAUUGUGGGGUUGGUUACCAAGCUUGGUGAGCGUGGAGUUUUCCCUGAUGCGUUUAAGCUUACUCAGUUGGUGAGUAAGCUGUGUGGGGAACGGAAGAUCGGUGUGGCGUGGGAGGUUUUACAUUCUGUGAUGAGGCUGGGUGGUGCGGUUGAAGCUGCGUCGUGCAAUGCUUUGCUGACGGGGCUGGGACGGGAGAGGGACGUUAAGAGGAUGAAUGAACUGUUGGCGGAGAUGGAGGAAAGGAGGAUAAAGCCUAGUGUGGUAACCUUUGGGAUUCUUGUCAAUCAUUUUUGCAAGGCUGGGAGGAUGGACGAGGCGUUACAUGUGUUUGAUGGAAUGAGAGGGAGAGGAGGGAGUAGUAGGGUAGGUGUUGAGCCUGAUGUGGUGUUGUUUAACACUUUGAUUGAUGGACUUUGUAAGGCUGGGAGGGAAGAAGAUGGUUUGAGUUUGCUGGAAGAGAUGAAAACGGGGAGUAAAAAUAGACCCAACUCGGUUACGUAUAAUUGCUUGAUUGAUGGGUUUUGUAAAGCUGGAAACAUUGAUAGAGCACAGGAGUUGUUUCGUUGUAUGAAAGAGGAAGGAUUGCAGCCAAAUGUGGUCACUCUCAAUGCAUUGGUUGAUGGUAUGUGCAAACAUGGGAGAGUCCAUAGAGCAGUUGAGUUUUUCAAUGAGAUGAAAGGGAAGGACAUGAAAGGGAAUGCUGCUACGUAUACUGCAUUGAUAUCUGCUUUCUGUGGUGUGAACAAUAUUGAUAAAGCCAUGAAGUGUUUUGAAGACAUGUUGAGUUCUGGGUGCUCUCCGGAUGCUAUCGUUUACUAUUGUUUGAUUUCAGGUUUAAGCGUUGCUGGAAGGAUGAAUGAUGCUAGUGUUGUCGUGUCAAAGUUGAAGCAGGCUGGGUUUAGACUUGAUAGAGCUUGCUAUAAUGUUCUUAUCAGUGGAUUCUGCAAGAGGAAGAAGCUGGAAAGAGUUUAUGAACUGCUUGAUGAAAUGGAAGAAACUGGAGUUAAGCCUGAUACUGUCACAUAUAACACGUUGAUUUCCUACCUUGGCAAAACUGGAGAUUUUGCAACUGCCGGUAAGAUGAUGGAAAUGAUGAUUAAAGAGGGUCUUAAGCCCUCUGUUGUCACGUAUGGGGCAGUUAUACAUGCAUAUUGUUUAAAGAAGAAUGUUGACGAGGGCAUGAAGAUUUUUAGGGGAAUGUGUUCUACAUCCAAAGUCUCUCCCAACACUGUGAUAUACAACAUUUUAAUAGAUGCCUUGUGCAAGAAUGACGAUGUAGAAAAGGCUGUUUCUUUGAUGGAGGACAUGAAGGUAAAGGGGGUUAGGCCUAAUACAACCACAUAUAAUGCUAUUCUCAAAGGGGUUCGGGAUAAGAAAAUGUUGCACAAAGCAUUUGAACUUAUGGACAGAAUGGUUGAAGAUGCUUGCAGACCGGACUAUACAACUAUGGAGAUUCUUACUGAAUGGCUUUCUACAGUUGGUGAAAUAGAAAAAUUAAAACAUUUUGUGGAAGGGUGUCAAGUUUCCUAGUAUGCUAGAGCUAAACCAUAAAGAAUGGUAUUCUUUUUUGAACCCAUUUUAAAAACACCUAAGCUGAAAUACAAUGGAAUUGCACUAAGGGUGGGAACACAACAUGGGGCCACAACAAUUUUUUCUUAUAAACAUGGAAUUGCACUAAGGUUUGGCUUUUGGACCUUUACAACACGUACUAUCGCUUGCUUUAUAUUUAACUGAUCCUGAAAAUAUGUAUCCAUUCUGGUUUGAUUGUUGAUUUCAUUUUUUUGUUCAUGUC
Messenger RNA from Cajanus cajan (pigeon pea), 2571 nucleotides. Lineage: Eukaryota; Viridiplantae; Streptophyta; Magnoliopsida; Fabales; Fabaceae. The record is from RefSeq and is a predicted model, not a curated record.